AUGCUGUCAACACGUGCUCUCCGCCUCCCGCGCUUGAGCGUAUCCCUGCGGUCCUUCUCGACCUCUUCCAUCCAGCAGCGUGCCCCCUCGAUCAGGGACCUCACGCCCGAUUCUGCUGAUCAGUUCAAUGCCCGACAGAGAGAGUUUCGAGAGAAUCUCGAGGCAGCUCGUCAGAGAAAGUUGCAGCAAGAGAGUCAGUUGGCCGAUGCUUCUGCUUCUGCUUCUUUUUCUUCUUCCCCUAGCACUUACCCCCGUGAUCGUCUUGAAGAAACCACCGAGCCUCCCACUGCUCCGAGCGUGAGCAAUGCGAGCGGUGAUGUUUCUUCUGUUCCUGACGCAGCUGAAUCCCUCGAUCAUCAUGCCUUGGGCUCACUGGCCACCCAUCGUAUUGUAGGAGAACAGCACACUGAACAAGCCUCCAAGCGAGGCCCCCUCUCGUCGCUUCUCUACGGCACCAAGGAGGGCCAGCAGCUCGACAAGGAGAUCGAGCGCUCCUUCUCCCAGGUGCUUGCGCGCGGAAAAUACGUGCACUCGAUCGUCUUCCAUGAGGUCAAACCCGAGAAGGUGGACGAGUAUGUAGACCUCGUGGGGAACUGGUAUCCGAAAAUCGCGGGCAUGAAAGAGAACAAGGUCAAUCUGGUUGGCAGCUGGCGGACAGAAGUCGGUGACAACGACACAUUCGUGCACAUUUGGGAAUACCAACGCUACAGCGGCUACCAUGGCUCUCUAAACGCCAUUUCUCAGCUGCCCGGAUACGACGAGUUCGACAGCAAGCUGAGAACUAUGAUUAAGAGCAAGAGUACCUCGCUCAUGCAGGAGUUUUCCUUCUGGCCAACGACCCCUCCGCGCCGCCUCGGAGGCGUCUUCGAGCUGCGAUCGUAUACUCUUCACCCCGGAAACCUGUUGGAGUGGGAGACUCAUUGGCGCCGUGGCCUCAAGGCGCGCCGGGAAGUCAUGGAAGGGGUUGGCGCGUGGUUCGUCCAAAUCGGCGAUCUGAACACUGUGCAUCAUCUGUGGCAGUUUGCGAACCUGGAGGAACGCAAAGUUCGCCGUGAGCAGUCCUGGAAUGUCGAAGGCUGGGCGGAGACCGUCCACAAGACCGUCCCGCUCAUUCAGAACAUGAAGAGCAGAGUCCUGAUCGCCCUGCCAUGGAGUCCUGUCGGCUAA
This is a messenger RNA of Paecilomyces variotii, 1167 nucleotides long. RefSeq names its product NIPSNAP family protein. The record is from RefSeq and is a predicted model, not a curated record. Lineage: Eukaryota; Fungi; Ascomycota; Eurotiomycetes; Eurotiales; Thermoascaceae. The transcript has 2 exons. The coding region runs from base 1 to 1167 and encodes 388 amino acids. Gene Ontology annotation, cellular component: mitochondrion.